This is a messenger RNA of Hemicordylus capensis (graceful crag lizard), 1623 nucleotides long. It is a transcript of the gene F10, whose product is annotated as coagulation factor X. The transcript is spliced from 8 exons. The coding region runs from base 76 to 1533 and encodes 485 amino acids. Gene Ontology annotation, biological process: proteolysis; blood coagulation. Gene Ontology annotation, cellular component: extracellular region. NCBI's taxonomy places the organism in Eukaryota, Metazoa, Chordata, Lepidosauria, Squamata, Cordylidae. Gene Ontology annotation, molecular function: serine-type endopeptidase activity; calcium ion binding. The record is from RefSeq and is a predicted model, not a curated record.
ACAGGAAGUAUGCUGUUUGAACCUUGUUCUACAGCCUGAAGUAGAACAGAGUGUUGUUUUACACAGCAAGAUACCAUGGCUAAACAGCUGCUCCUCAUUGUGAUUAUCACUUCUCUAACAUGUCUCCUGAAGACAGAAGGAAAUGUAUUCUUACAAGAUAAAAUGGCAAACAAGUUUUUGCAGAGAACAAAACGAGCCAAUCAAUUUCUGGAAGAGAUUAAGCAAGGAAAUAUUGAAAGAGAGUGUUAUGAGGAGAAAUGCACAAAAGAAGAAGCAAGAGAAGCCUUUGAAGACCAAGAGAAAACUGAGGAAUUCUGGAAUAAAUAUGAUGGGGACCAGUGUGCAUCAAACCCUUGCCGUUACGGUGGGAAAUGCAAAGAUGGCAUUGCUUCAUAUACCUGCUCCUGUUUGGACGACUAUCAUGGGCUCAAUUGUGAAUAUAUCAAACUAAAAUAUUGCAAAAUGAACAAUGGUGAUUGUCAGCACUUCUGCAAAACUGUAGAAAGUAAUGUCAUAUGCUCUUGCGCCAAUGGCUAUUCUCUGGCGGAAGAUGGAAAAUCCUGCGUUCCCACAGUGAAUUUUCCAUGUGGUCAAAUUCAAAUUAAAAAGGCAAAGAGGGAAGCCAGAUCACUUGGAUCACAAGAUGUUAUCGAUAAUUCCACCAACUAUGAUGAUGAUGCAUUAUACGAAGACGUGUAUUUUGGUGGUUUUGGGAAUUCCACUAUUCCUCCUAGUCUACCAGAUGAAACAUCCUUUGGCGGGAGAAAGGACAGCUCUAUUGUAGAUGGUGGUUCUGAGGAAGGCAGAAUAGUUAAUGGAUCUGCUUGUUUGCUGGGUCAAUGUCCAUGGCAGGCUCUUCUUGUAAAUGAGGAAGGAGAAGGUUUUUGUGGGGGAACAAUUCUGAACAGACGUUUUGUCCUUACUGCAGCUCAUUGUAUGAAUCAAGGAAAAACAAUGAAAGUUCUUGUUGGGGCAGUGGACUUAAGGUCAGAAGAAGGAAGAGGGAUGCUUCACACUGUGGAUAAGAUAAUUGCACAUCCCAGAUUUGUACUACAGACCUAUGACUUUGAUAUAGCCCUCCUUCGGCUCAGGGAACCUAUCCAGUUUUCUGCGAGUGUUAUCUCUGCGUGCCUUCCCACACCAGACUUCGCAAAUGAUAUCCUAAUGACUCAAAGUAGAGGCACUAUUAGUGGUUUCGGGCGCACUCAGAACAGAGGUCAGAUAUCCUCCACACUUCAAGUAAUUAAUCUGCCCUAUGUUGAUAGGAACACCUGUAAGAAAUCAACCAACUUUGUAAUCACAGAAAAUAUGUUCUGUGCUGGCCACGAGUCUUCAUUUCAAGAUGCAUGCCAAGGAGACAGUGGAGGCCCUCAUGUCACUGAAUACAAGGGCACUUACUUUGUUACUGGUAUAGUCAGCUGGGGAGAAGGAUGUGCAAAGGAAGGAAAAUAUGGCGUUUAUACAAAGGUGUCCAAGUUCAUAGGCUGGUUAAAGAGCUCAAUGGCUCGAAAGCCACAACGCAUAGGUACAUGAACAGAAUUACUCUUAUCUGACUAUCACAUCAUAACAUACUUCACAAAAGCACUUCAUCAGUAAAUAAAAUAAAUAAUUCUGUGUAGAACA